CUUCUUUUUGUUCUUAGUACCGCAUUAAUAAGUAAUGUCACAUUUGACAUCAAGUUUUACUACAGAAAUUAUUAUGUAAAUUUACUUUGUAUCAGAAUCUGAUUCUACGGCUAAGAAAACCAAUCUUCUGCUUGCUUCUAUUCUCUAUCUCUUUGAAUCUUCUUCUUCCAUUAAUAAUCUUCUUAAUCCCGAUUCCUCCUUGUUUCUAUCUUUCUUUCCCUCCCAAUGCUUACACACUCCACCUGUCUCAGUAUAAAUGGAUGAUAUAUCUCUCUAUCACACUUCUCUCCAUAAUCCUGACAAAACUUAACCAAUUCGUAAUCCUUUGUUAAUUAAACACUCUGUGUAUUUUAUCUUGGAAUCUCCGAUCUUCUUUCUUUUCUUUGUCUCUCUCUCCAUGUAAAUUUCUCUCAUAAUUUCUCUUUCUCUUUCUCUGUUUAGCAGCCAUGGCGGCUAAGAAAUUAUCAGAGACGUUUUCUAAAUCAUUAAUAGACGAAGUACAGAAAUGGGGUUUGAUGAAACAAAAUGGUGUGAGUUUAAGAUAUAUGAUGGAAUUCGGGUCGAAACCUACUGAGAAAAAUUUGCUUAUUUCUUCUCAAUUUCUUCACAAAGAAUUGCCUAUUAGAAUUGCUAGGAGAGCUAUUGAAUUGGAGAGUUUGCCGUAUGGUUUGUCCAGUAAACCUGCUGUUUUACAGGUACGAGACUGGUACGUAGACUCCUUUCGAGAUCUUCGAGCAUUUCCGGAGAUCAAGGAUACAACUGAUGAGUUAGCUUUCACGCAAAUGAUUAAGAUGAUUAAAGUGAGACAUAAUAAUGUGGUGCCAACGAUGGCUUUGGGUGUUCAGCAACUGAAGAAAGAUUUGAGCCCAAAAAUCAUGCAACCUGUGGAUGAAAUCCACCAAUUUCUUGAUCGUUUUUACAUGUCGAGAAUUGGGAUUCGAAUGCUUAUUGGGCAGCAUGUGGCUUUGCAUGAUCCUAAUCCGGCACCAGAUUGUGUGGGUUACAUACAUACUAAAAUGUCUCCCAUGGAGGUAGCACGGAAUGCCAGUGAGGAUGCCCGUUGUAUAUGCAUGCGCGAGUAUGGGAGUGCACCUAAUAUCGACAUCUAUGGCGACCCAAAUUUCACUUUCCCGUAUGUUCCGACACACUUGCAUCUGAUGGUAUUUGAGCUAGUUAAGAACUCCCUGCGUGCUGUCCAAGAACGAUUUAUGGAUUCAGACAAAAUUGCUCCUCCUGUUAGAAUCAUUGUUGCCGAUGGGUUAGAAGAUGUCACGAUAAAGAUUUCUGAUGAAGGUGGUGGCAUUCCAAGAAGUGGCUUGCCCAAAAUUUUUACCUAUUUGUACAGCACAGCUAAAAAUCCACUGGAUGAGUACUCAGAUAUGGGAUCAUCGGAUGGAGUAACAAUGGCUGGAUAUGGAUAUGGGCUUCCAAUAAGUCGUCUUUAUGCUAGAUACUUCGGAGGAGACCUGCAAAUCAUAUCCAUGGAAGGAUACGGAACUGAUGCAUACCUUCAUUUGUCUCGUUUGGGGGAUUCGCAAGAACCACUGCCCUGAUUCCUGAUCCUCUACCAGUAGUUGGAUAUAUACAUCAUCUGAACGUGGUCAUAUAUUCCAAGUGAUCAAGAAUAUUAUGAUGAGAAUAUCCAUCUAUCAACAUUGACCAGAGUAGGAUUAGCUAUGAGAUCCUCGUACAUAUGCUUGAUUGAUUCAAUAAUCAGUCUUCUGUUCAUUUCGUUUCUUAGUCAUAACAUAAGGUGGACAAUGAUGUAGUGUCAAUCUUGAUGCAGGAUUUUGAAUAAUAAGCCUUCUGUUCAUUAUGAAAGUAUUUUCGUUUCUGUUA
Molecule: messenger RNA, 1839 nt
Organism: Papaver somniferum (opium poppy)
Lineage: Eukaryota; Viridiplantae; Streptophyta; Magnoliopsida; Ranunculales; Papaveraceae
Product: pyruvate dehydrogenase (acetyl-transferring) kinase, mitochondrial-like
Exons: 6
Coding region: 447-1553 (368 amino acids)
Biological process (GO): regulation of glucose metabolic process; protein phosphorylation
Cellular component (GO): mitochondrion
Molecular function (GO): pyruvate dehydrogenase (acetyl-transferring) kinase activity
Source: RefSeq, a predicted model, not a curated record